AGAUACGUUUGUAUUUUUUUCAAAUAACCUCGAUAUCAAUUCUAUCGAUAAGGAUAUAUUGUUUAUUAGAAUGAAGUUCAUCAUUGCUUUAAUUUUGAUUGGUUUCCUUGCCAUGUCCAUGACUUCAGGACAUGAGGAGAUAGAGAAAGAUCUAUGUCAUAUUCCACCAGGACAUGAACAACUACAGAAAGUUAUAAAUAAUUGGUGCUACAAAAUUACUAGUGAAGCUUGUGAACUCACAGAAGACUUGAAGUGUUGCCAUGAUUGCCAAAAUACGUAUGGAUCCACCGCAUAUGGAAAAUGUCUUUCUUCUAAGCUACACUGUAUUUGUCUCACUCCAUGUUAAGAUUCUAGUAUGUGUAUUUCAUACACAAUGCAAUGUUGUAGAACUUACAUAAAUAAUUCAAAAUUAUAAAUUCUAAAAAGUCACACAUUGUAUUUGUGUCUAUCCAUGUUAAGGUUCUAGUAUGUAUUAUUUUAUACAGAAUCCAGUAUUGAGGUAUGUACAUGAAUAACUGGAAAUUAGAGUAAUUACCCAAAUCA
This is a messenger RNA of Arachis duranensis, 543 nucleotides long. RefSeq lists its product as uncharacterized. The record is from RefSeq and is a predicted model, not a curated record. The transcript is spliced from 2 exons. Bases 71 to 346 code for a protein of 91 amino acids. NCBI's taxonomy places the organism in Eukaryota, Viridiplantae, Streptophyta, Magnoliopsida, Fabales, Fabaceae.